Molecule: messenger RNA, 1455 nt
Organism: Saprolegnia parasitica CBS 223.65
Lineage: Eukaryota; Oomycota; Saprolegniomycetes; Saprolegniales; Saprolegniaceae
Exons: 1
Coding region: 1-1455 (484 amino acids)
Molecular function (GO): acid phosphatase activity; metal ion binding
Source: RefSeq, a predicted model, not a curated record
AUGUUCCCAACACUCGCCUCUCUCCUCGCGUCGGCGAUGCUCGUCACGGCCGCCGUCGACCAAGUGCACCUUGGUCUUACCAACGCCAACGUCGACUGCCCCAACGGCGUCUCGGUCGCCUUUGCGAGCGACGUGAGCAGCCCGCUCUCCGUCUCGUUUGCGACUGCCGGGGCAUCGCCCAAGACCGUCUCGACGACGAUCGACUCGUACAGCGUCACGUCACCAUUGUACAACUACACGUCGCCGUUUCUGCACACGGCGCGGCUCUGUAACCUCGAGGUGAGCACGACGUACACGUAUGCGAUCGACGCCGGGGCUGCGGGGUGCGGGUCAGCGUUUGGCACGUCGUUUGUGACACCGCCGCGCUCGGACGCCGACACACCAACCGUGCUCGGCAUCGUUGGCGACAUUGAUGUGCCCCACAUCACCGAGACACUUGGAAACCUCGCGGCCAGCAAGCCCCAUGGCAUCUUGAUCGCGGGCGACUACGCGUACGCCAACGGCAAGCACGAGCACUGGGACGCGUGGUACCGAGCUGCGCAGCCCGUCUUUUCGUCCAUCCCGACGCUCGGCAUCAGCGGCAACCACGAGACGAUCAAGGGGGGUGGACCCACCAAGCCCAACGACGCCAAGUACGUCUCUGAAAACUACCUCGGGUACAUCCACCGUGCCAACAACCCGGUCUCGGCCGCGCAGAACGCCAAGCUCCGCACGUACUACUCGAUCGACAUUGGCCAUGUCCAUGCGGUCUUUGUCGAUGAUUACGCCGGCACCCGAGGUGACGACAAGAGCGCUGUGGGGACACCGUUUUGGCUCGACGAGCGCAACCUCCAGCGGCAGUGGCUCGAAAACGACUUGGCGGCGGUGGACCGCCAGAAGACGCCAUGGGUCCUCGUCAUCAAGCACAACCCGUACUACAACUCGUGGGACUCGCACCAGUGCCAGUGUGGUCCAACCCGGUUUGAGAUCCCCGAUGCCGACAAGUGCUGGUCUGGCAAGUACGAUGUCACGAGCUCCGGAACGCUGCUCAAGGAACCGCACUGCGCCAACCAGGCCAAGUUGGAAGACUUGUUCGUGCAGCACGGCGUCGACAUGGUGAUUGCGGGCCAUGUGCAUGCGUACGAGCGCACGGCGCCGAUCGUCAAGAAUACAAUCGACACCAAGAACGGCGUGUUGUACCUCUCGACCGGCGCCGGUGGCCGCGACUAUGUGUGCAAGCCCGUCGGGUCGUCUUCGCCGCCGUGGUCGAUCAAGAUGAUUGCCAAGAUUUAUGGCGUCAACAAGGCGAUCGCGACGCGCGAUACGCUCAACGUGACGUGGGUGGCCAAUGCCAACGGCACAGUCCUUGACGCGUUCAUGCUGAAGCGCGUCAAUGGAGUGCGAUCGCUCGUCGAUCUCUCGGGCGGUCUUCCGUCGCCCAUCCCGGACGCGGGUGCCGACUGCGCGAGCGACUAA